This is a messenger RNA of Microdochium trichocladiopsis, 707 nucleotides long. RefSeq names its product cornichon. The record is from RefSeq and is a predicted model, not a curated record. Lineage: Eukaryota; Fungi; Ascomycota; Sordariomycetes; Xylariales; Microdochiaceae. The transcript is spliced from 4 exons. Bases 142 to 558 code for a protein of 138 amino acids. Gene Ontology annotation, biological process: endoplasmic reticulum to Golgi vesicle-mediated transport. Gene Ontology annotation, cellular component: endoplasmic reticulum membrane; COPII-coated ER to Golgi transport vesicle.
ACAAUACCCUCACGUCGCGCGCUCCCAGCAAGAGAGACCCUCGAGCUUCAUCUCGCGUGCAUACCUGCAAUCUCCUCGCCUCCCCGCGCCGACCCGUUGCCUGACCACGCCGGUCCUUGAACCUCUACCGAACCGCCCAACAUGUCGGGAGAAGCGUGGCUCUACCUCCUCGCCGUGCUCAUAAAUGCCGUCAACCUCUUCCUCCAAGUCUUCUUCACCAUCAUGUACAGCGAUCUCGAGUGCGACUACAUCAACCCUAUCGACCUCUGCAACCGCCUCAACACCUACAUCAUCCCCGAGGCCGCCGUGCACGGAUUCCUGACAUUCCUGUUCCUGAUCAACGGCUACUGGCUCGCGCUGGUGCUCAACCUACCCCUGCUCGUUUGGAACGUCAAGAAGAUUGUUGAGAACACUCAUCUUCUCGAUGCCACCGAGAUCUUCAGGAAGCUGAAUGUGCACAAGAAGGAAUCAUUCAUCAAGCUUGGCUUCCACCUCAUCAUGUUCUUCUUCUACCUCUACAGCAUGAUCGUCGCCCUCAUCCGUGACGAGACCAAAUAAACUACGCCGGCGCUGCGGUGAGAGACAGCCUUAUGGCCGCAUCGUGUACAAACACCCGUAUGCGAGACGGACGGCUCUUUCUUGGCUGCGCCAGCCCUGCCCAGGCAGUAUUGGACACUGAGCUCGCUGGUGCUGGGCAACCGUUUCGA